UUUGGAGCUGUGACUGUUCCCUGGGGAAUGCUCAGUGCCCCAGCACUCUCUAGGGAAGAGCCUUAAAAUCCCAUCUUUUCCUAAAAUCCAGCCUCUUCCUCAAACCCAGCCUUUCCCUAAAAUCCUGUCUUUCCCUAAAAUCCAGCCUUUCCCUAAAAUCCAGCCUUUCCCUAAAAUCCAGCCUUUGCCUAAAUCCAGCCUCUUCCUCAUAUCCAGCCUCUUCUUCAAAUCCCAGCUUUUUCUAAAAUCCAGCAUUUUCCCAAAGUCCUGCUUCUCCUUCAAAUCCCACCUUUUCCCUCAAAUCCUACCUUUUCCCUCAAAUCCCACCUUUUCCCUCAAAUCCCACCUUUUCCCUAAAAUCCAACCUCUUCCUAAAAUCCAGCCUUUUCCUAAAUGCAACUUCUUCCUGAAAGCUAACCUUUUCCUGAAUUCCAGCCUUUCCCUAAAAUCCCACCUCUUCCUAAAUCCAGCCUUUGCCUAAAAUCCCACCUCUUCUUUAAAUGCAGCCUCUUCCUCAAAUCCCACCUCUUCCUAAAAUCCAACAUUUUCCCAAAAUCCUGCCUUUUCCUAAAAUCCUGCCUCUCCCUCAAAUCCUGCCUUUUCCUAUAAUCCAAGCUUUUCCUAAAUACAACCUCUUCCUAAAGUCCUACCUUUUUCUGAAAUCCCGCUUUUCCUCAAAUCCUGCCUUUUCCUAUAAUCCAACCUCUUCCUAAAAUCCAACCUCUUCCUAAAAUCCAACCUCUUCCUAAAAUCCAACCUUUUCCUAAAAUCCAACUUUUUCCUCAAUCCAACCUUUUCCUUAAAUCCAACCUUUUCCUAAAAUCCAACUUUUUCCUAAAUCCAACCUUUCUGUAAAAUCCAACCUCUUCCUAAAAUCCAACUUUUUCCUAAAUCCAACCUUUUCCUAAAAUCCAACUUUUUCCUCAAUCCAGCCUCGUUCUAAACCCAGCCUUUUCCUAAAAUCCCGCCUCUCCUAAACUCCCCCGAGCACGCUCCCGCCACUCCCUGCGUUCCUGCCCUGCUCCCGCUCCCUCUGCUUGCCCUCCCGAGCACGCUGCAGCCCGCUCCCAGCCCUCCCUCUCUUGGAAGGAUUCCCCAGCCCAUGAAAAGCUGGGAAUUCUGGCCGGGAAUUCUGGCUGUUGUCUCCUGUCCCCAGCCCAUGAAAAGCUGGGAAUUCUGGCUGGGAAUUCUGGCUGUUGUCUCCUUUCCCCAUCCCAUAAAAAGCCCGGGAAUUCUGGGUGCUGUCUCCUUUCCCCAUCCCAUAAAAAGCCGGGAAUUCUGGCCGUUGUCUCCUUUCCCCAUCCCAUAAAAAGCCAGGAAUUCUGGCCGUUGUCUCCUUUCCCCAUCCCAUAAAAACCCAGGAAUUCUGGCUGUUGUCUCCUUUCCGCAUCCCAUAAAAAGCCGGGAAUUCUGGCUGUUGUCUCCUUUCACCAUCCCAUAAAAAGCCAGGAAUUCUGGCCAGGAAUUCUGGCUGUUGUCUCCUUUCCCCAUCCCAUAAAAAACCCAGGAAUUCUGGCCGUUGUCUCCUUUCCCCAUCCCAUAAAAGACUGGGAAUUCUGGCCAAGAAUUCUGGGUGCUGUCUCCUUUCCCCAUCCCAUGAAAAGCUGGAAAUUCUGGCUGCUGUCUCCUUUCCGCAUCCCAUAAAAAGCCGGGAAUUCUGGGUGCUGUCUCCUUUCCCUAUCCCAUAAAAAGCCCAGGAAUUCUGGGCGCUGUCUCCUUUCCCCAUCCCAUAGAAAGCCGGGAAUUCUGGCCGUUGUCUCCUUUCCCCAUCCCAUAAAAAGCCAGGAAUUCUGGCCAGGAAUUCUGGCUGUUGUCUCCUUUCCCCACCCCAUAAAAAGCUGGGAAUUCUGGCUGGGAAUUCUGGCUGUUGUCUCCUUUCCCCACCCCAUAAAAAGCUGGGAAUUCUGGCUGUUGUCUCCUUUCCCCAUCCCAUAAAAAGCCCGGGAAUUCUGGGUGCUGUCUCCUUUCCCCAUCCCAUAAAAAACCCAGGAAUUCUGGCCGUUGUCUCCUUUCCCCAUCCCAUGAAAAGCCGGGAAUUCUGGCCGCUGUGUCCUUGACGGGCUCACCCGCUGAAGUGGGCGGGCAAGCCGCACGCGCUGUCCCCGCUGGUGUGCGCCAGGUUCGGCUGGCUCAACGUGGAGUGUGACCUGCUCAGGUGCUCCAGCUGCCAGGCCUACCUGUGCAUGAGCCUGCAGCUCGCCUUCGACCUCAGCAACUACAAGGAGCGCUGUGAGGAGCUCAGGAAGGCCCUGAGCACGGCCCACGAGAAGUUCUGCUUCUGGCCAGACAGCCCCUGCCCAGAUCGCUUUGCCAAGCUGCUGGUGGACGAGCCCAGAGUCCUCCUCCAGGACUUCCUGGAUCGCUUCCAGAGCCUGUGUCAGCUGGAGCUGCAGCUGCCCUCCCUCAAACCAGAAGACCUGAAAAACAUGUCCCUGACAGAGGAAAGGAUCACUCGGCUCCUCCAGCUCAUCGGGGAGGAGCUGGAGCACAAAGGAGCAGAGGGAGAGAAGCCUCCUGGGAAGUUUUCCACGGAAAUCCUGCAGGUGCACGUUCCUGCCUGCAUCCUGGCGCUGUGUGGCUGGACCUGCAGCGCUGCCUCGGGCUCCAUGAACCUCUCGGUGAUCACCUGCUCCCGCUGCAUGAGGAAGGUGGGGCUGUGGGGCUUCCACCAGCUGGAAUCCGCAGCCGAGCCGGAUUCCUGCGGCUCCAGCAGCACCGCCCCGGCUGCUCCCGAGCGCUUCCCGCCCGUUCCCACGUCCCCGCGCAGGAUGCUGACGCGGAGCCAGGAUCCGGCAUCCGAGCAGCAGCACGAGAAGAGCCCAUCCCCAGCUGUGUCCCGCCCACGGGGUUGGGAUUCUCCCAGCUCCAUGGACAGGGGCGAGUUGGAUGUGACCAGCCCCGCUCUGAGGAGCCGCCCCGUGACCCGGAGCAUGGGACAGGGGGACAACAUGGAAGUGCCAUCCAGUCCUGUCCGCAGGGCCAAGCGGGCACGGCUCUGCUCCUCCAGCAGCUCGGACACUUCCUUGAGGAGCUUCUUUCACCCCAGCUCGCAGCACCGUGAUUGGUGUCCCUGGGUCAGCACUGGGGAGGGAGAGGAAUCCCUGGAAGAUGCUGCAUCCCAGACAGAGAAGGAGCCUGGGAAGGCUGAGCCAGGCUGGGAAGUGGUGCUGAAGAGGCUCCUUGGCAUCCAAAAAUGUGACACAGUGCCCGAAACGGAGCCAGUGAGCCUCUCGGAGAAGUCCUGCAAGGUGUUCCGCAUUUUCCGGCAGUGGGAGAGCACGAGCUCCUCCUGAGCAGCAUGGAAAGCAGCACGGGGGCACGCUGAGAGAUCCAAACCUCUGCGUGGUUCCUGCGGCGGCUCCGUGCCCCCGGGCAAGGGGACCCGAGGAAGCUCCGUGCCAAACGGAGCCCCGGCCACGCUGGGAUCCCCCUUCCCCGACUGCCCUGCCUUCACAAACUGCUGCUGUGUCCCUCCCUCCGAGGGCUGGACAGCCCUGCCCGCAGCUGGCAUGUGCUGGGGGGUGACAAGGGGACGCCGUCACCUCCCCAAGGUGGCCGUGGCGCCGGCAGCGCACGGAAGCGACGCCAGGUGGGAAUAAACAUUUCAUUUUU
Molecule: messenger RNA, 3612 nt
Organism: Vidua chalybeata
Lineage: Eukaryota; Metazoa; Chordata; Aves; Passeriformes; Viduidae
Gene: ZC3HC1
Product: zinc finger C3HC-type containing 1
Exons: 8
Coding region: 2184-3293 (369 amino acids)
Cellular component (GO): nucleus
Molecular function (GO): zinc ion binding
Source: RefSeq, a predicted model, not a curated record